Molecule: messenger RNA, 387 nt
Organism: Parnassius apollo (apollo)
Lineage: Eukaryota; Metazoa; Arthropoda; Insecta; Lepidoptera; Papilionidae
Source: the annotation of a GenBank genome assembly
AUGCAUCGUCUUUUUGCUGAGGUGAAGCCAUCUAUAACCGUCACAGAGCAAAACCUGGUAGACCGAGUUCGUUAUAUCUUGCGUUCAAAUAUAAAUGAUGUCGCCGAACUCGAACGGCUACGACGUGAGGCUGUUUCCUCACCAAAUGAAAAUGCUACGGCUGAGGAUGCGACGCCACAAUUUGCAGAGCAACCCCAACACAUGGAUGCCGCCGUAAAUACUCCAGUAUUGGUUGAUUCAAAGGAUAAUGGAGCAGUCAUCCAGGAACUAGAACUAGAGCAAAUGAGGAAUACUUUGGAAGAGGCGAUUGUGGAAAUGCGCAGUACGCCUCUUGAAAAUCGGCCGCAACUUUUCCGCAUAGCCCUAAGCAAGCGGAAGCGGCUCUGA